Myotis lucifugus (little brown bat) is the source of this 1266-nucleotide messenger RNA. It is a transcript of the gene CRYBA1, whose product is annotated as crystallin beta A1. NCBI's taxonomy places the organism in Eukaryota, Metazoa, Chordata, Mammalia, Chiroptera, Vespertilionidae. Bases 1 to 870 code for a protein of 289 amino acids. Gene Ontology annotation, molecular function: structural constituent of eye lens. The record is from RefSeq and is a predicted model, not a curated record. The transcript has 6 exons. Gene Ontology annotation, biological process: visual perception; lens development in camera-type eye.
AUGGUCAAAAUGAAUCUAAUGCCGCUAGAAACUGGAAUAGCAGCUACCUUUCAGAGAAGAGGCUACGAGGAAGCUCCCCCAGGGGCUGCCAGUACGUUCUACAUCUUCAUCUGUGUGGCAGUUACACAAGCAGAGUCAGAAUCCCAACCAAAGUCUUUCUGCUGGACUUCAAGCCUCCUUUACUCCCCUCUCUGCUCCAUCACCUCAUCUCCAUCCCAGACGCCAUGUCAUUGGUGUGUGUUCUGUCUUCCAGGAACCCUUCCAACCACCAAAAUGGCUCAAACCAACCCCAUGCCAGGGUCUGUGGGGCCAUGGAAGAUAACCAUCUAUGACCAGGAGAACUUCCAGGGCAAGAGGAUGGAAUUCACUAGCUCCUGCCCAAAUGUCUCUGAGCGCAGUUUUGAAAAUGUCCGAUCUCUCAAGGUGGAAUGUGGCGCCUGGAUUGGUUAUGAGCAUACCAGCUUCUGUGGGCAACAGUUUAUCCUGGAGAGAGGAGAAUACCCUCGCUGGGAUGCCUGGAGUGGGAGCAAUGCCUACCACAUUGAGCGCCUCAUGUCCUUCCGCCCCAUCUGUUCAGCUAAUCAUAAGGAGUCCAAAAUUACCAUCUUUGAGAAAGAAAACUUUAUUGGACGCCAAUGGGAGAUCUGUGAUGACUACCCCUCUUUGCAAGCCAUGGGUUGGUUCAACAACGAAGUUGGUUCCAUGAAGAUACAAUGUGGGGCCUGGGUUUGCUACCAGUAUCCUGGGUACCGUGGCUAUCAGUAUAUCUUGGAAUGUGACCAUCAUGGAGGAGACUAUAAACACCGGAGAGAGUGGGGUUCUCAUGCCCAGACUUCCCAGAUUCAAUCAAUUCGCCGUAUCCAACAGUAGUGGAUUAGAAGCUCCAAGAGAAUUCCUCAAGCAUGAGACAACCUUGCUAAGCAAUCUAGAAUGAGCUUUAUGUUCUGCUCACAGACACUGCUUACAAAUGUUAGUUGCUGAAAUCCACAAUAAAUGUCAUUUAAAAAAUGAAUUAACUAGCGUGCUUUAUAUAAAUCACACUUAAAUGGCUGCAAACUUUUAGAAACAAGUUUCUAUAAAAUCCCGGAUUUCCUUCUGUGUCCUUGGAAGUCACUUACCAGCCCAACCACAAUUAUUCCCCAUGUCAAAUAACAUUCAAGCAAAUAACCCAAAUGUACCAGUCUUGCAGUGACAAACACACUUUUGGUAAAUGUUUCUGCAUAUUUUCUCCUCAUCCCCUACCCUAAUAAUGUUGAUGUCAGCAUU